CAGGAAUCCCUAGUUGUGCGUCAAAGAGCGCCGCGCCGCCUGAACUCUGAAAAUUAUUAAGAUAAUAAACGCGAGCGCCUGCUAAGUGCCUGCGAAUGGUUCUUCUCGCGCAUAAACUUGUUUCUUGUGUAAAUAAACGAAGUGACCGGCGAGCGUUUGAAGUUCUGGCCGGGACCCGGAUUCCCCGCGUGGAAUGUGCGGCCCAAGCGGAUAGAUGAAGAGUGUGCGCCCGUUGCUGUGACACCUGCAGGCCAUCCCCCUCGUUGGCCCGAACCCCAUAUCACCGCUCCAUAACUUGCCGCCCAUUGGCUCCAUCAUCGGUAUUGGAGGCGGCGCCCCGGUGAUCCUUUGGCUGUCUCAGCACUUAAUGCAUUCUUUGUUGACACACAGGGCGGAAAAUGGAAAACUGAGAAGUGGAAACGAUAGUGAAUCAAACAGGGCCUGAAAUAAGAUGUCAGCAGCGUUAGUACAGAAGGCGACGGAAACUCAACUCGAUCAGCCCCCGGAAGUGGGCGUGGCACAGUUGGCAACCAUAUCGUUGCUACUGCAAUACGACAUAGACAACACGCUGAAUGCGCUCAAGGAGCACAAGAAGAUGACACUGGACGCCCGAUUGGGCGGCGAGCUGCCCGUCGCAGUCAACAAUAACCAGGACAAGGACAUCAACCGAAAUCUGUCGGAGGAGACCGAACUAGAGGAGGAUCUGGGUCUGAAGAGCAGGGAGACUGCCUUUAUGCCUCCCACUCCGCCUGCCACGCCCAACCUGCAGAGCACUGCCCAGAAGCGCUGGAAGAUCCUGGCCAAGGUGCUGCGCAAGGACUCCGAGGAGACGGUGUCCUCCUCCAGCGAUGAGUUCGCUGAGGAGCAAACUGCAUCCGUGCGGCGCUUCAAGAGCUUCGAUCUGCUCCGCCAGGACAGCUUCGAGGAUCACGUGAGUCUGAAGUGCUUGGGUAAGACGGAGAACUGGUACAAGUACCGCAUGCAGCUGGAGAACGAGUCGGAGUACUCGGUGAACAUCCACCACAUGGAGCGUCAGCUGACCGCCAGUGAUCUGAUGGGAUUCAACAACACGGGCAACAUUUGCGUUUGGCCCUCGGAGGAGGCAUUGACCGCGCUGGUUCUCUCGGAGGUGGCUUCAUAUCGAGGCAAGUGGAUCCUGGAACUCGGCGGCGGAUUCACCUCGCUGGCUGGCCUCAUGCUGGCCAAAUAUGCCACUCCGUAUGCGGUUCACCUGACCGACGGCAAUGAGAUAUCAGUGGAAAACGUGAGGAAAACCGUUUGUCUCAACGAGCUGAGCUGCUACACCAAGUGCUCGGUUCUAAAAUGGCAGGAAAAGUGUGCCCGAUCCCAGGCAGAGCAGGCCAAGUUCGACUUCAUCCUCUGCGCCGACUGCUUGUUCUUUGACGAGGCCCGAUCCGCCCUGGUGGACACCAUCUGGUACUAUCUGGCACCCGAGGGAUCGGCCCUGAUCAUGGCUCCCCGUCGCGGGCGCACUUUGAGCGUUUUUCAGGAUGAGUGUGUGGCCAGGGGCUUCCGCGUGGAGUUGGCCACUCGGUAUAACGAGACCAUCUGGCAGCGGCAUCUCCAGCUGAAGGCCGACUCUGCCCUCUACGACGAGGACCUCCACUACCCUUUGCUCCUGCGGCUGUGCAAGAGCCACAGCUAGGAGAAAAUCGAAGGGGGUCGGACUUUAUGGGAAGCCACUUGGCUGCAGUAGGUGCAAUUAAACUUAGUCAAUGUUUUAGUUGAUAGCAAGCAAAUUCCAGUUUACACCUUAAACAAAGAAGAGGCCAACAGCGGGGAAAGAAAUUAUCCCGUUGGUCUCAAAGGACAACAUGAAAUUCCUCCUACACUGAAAAAGAUUUAGCAAGUCAAAUUCGUUAGACUGGUGCUAGAAACCAACGGAAAAUGUAUGGAGAAAUAUAUUCGAUUAUCAAUGUUUUCGGUUGAACGAACACAAUACCUUUCACGUUAAA
Messenger RNA from Drosophila teissieri, 1976 nucleotides. RefSeq names its product calmodulin-lysine N-methyltransferase. Gene Ontology annotation, molecular function: calmodulin-lysine N-methyltransferase activity. The transcript has 2 exons. The record is from RefSeq and is a predicted model, not a curated record. The coding region runs from base 452 to 1666 and encodes 404 amino acids. Gene Ontology annotation, cellular component: cytoplasm. NCBI's taxonomy places the organism in Eukaryota, Metazoa, Arthropoda, Insecta, Diptera, Drosophilidae.